AUGAUAACCGAAUCCUUGGUCAAAGAGGUCGGGCAAGGUACUGUAUACAAAGGAAUGCUGAUUGAUGGUAGAAUUGUAGUAGUUAAAAAGUCCAAGACAGUGGAUGAAGGCAACCUUAAACAAUUUAUUAAUGAGGUUGUUAUUUUAUCACAAAUUAACCAUAGGAAUGUGGUUAAGCUGCAUGGGUGUUGUUUGGAGGCAGAAUUUCCCUUACUAUUUUAUGAAUAUAUCCAAAAUGGAACCCUUUACCAGUAUAUCCAUGAGCAAAACGAAGAGUUUCCACUUACCUGGGAUAUUCGUAUUCAGAUUGCUACAGAAUUUUCAAGGGCUCUUGCCUAUCUUCAUUCAGCAGCUUCCUUACCCAUUUAUCAUCGGGACAUCAAAUCCACAAACAUUUUGUUGGAUGAGAAAUUCAGAGCAAAAGUGUCAGAUUUUGGGACUUCAAAAUCAAUUGCCAUUGAUCAAAGUCAUAUGACCACACUAGUACAGGGGACCUUUGGAUACUUGGAUCUGGAGUACUUCCAAUCAAGCCAAUUUACAGAAAAAAAAAAAAUUGCUUAUCCUCGUCUUAUUCGAUUGUUUUAUCUCAACUUUGUUUAUAGUGAGAAUGACCCUUGGGAGUUUAGAACUGUGAUAGAUGGGCAUGAGUUGAUUGUUAAUCCUAGUGCAAUUGUUGUAGCUUUGGAUUUUGCCAAGAGAAAGCACAGUAGUACUACCAAAGCUAAGAUUUCAAAGAGGUUAUGGAUUUUGGAUUCUAUUAUCUCUGCUAAUGUUUAUCCUCUUGGACAUAAGAAUAUUAGGAAUACUGAUUUUCUUCAGGCACUCUAUGCUAUUCAGUUUAAGCAUUGGUAUUCGUUUCCCCGGAUGAUAUUCUGCCAGUUGCUUGAGUUUUGGUCUGAGAUUGGACCGCAUAAGAAUGAAUGGAAUAAGAUUUGGGCACAUAUGCCGGUAAAUCACUGCAAUGUAGUGGAGUUUGGAGAUGAUGGUUAUGUAGCAGUUACUGCUAUAGUUGAGGAUGAAGAUGAUGAUGAGGCCACAGAGGAUGAGAUGGAUACCUCUGAUGGCUAG
Messenger RNA from Cornus florida, 1068 nucleotides. RefSeq names its product wall-associated receptor kinase-like 10. Gene Ontology annotation, cellular component: plasma membrane. The transcript has 4 exons. The coding region runs from base 1 to 1068 and encodes 355 amino acids. Gene Ontology annotation, biological process: protein phosphorylation; cell surface receptor signaling pathway. The record is from RefSeq and is a predicted model, not a curated record. NCBI's taxonomy places the organism in Eukaryota, Viridiplantae, Streptophyta, Magnoliopsida, Cornales, Cornaceae. Gene Ontology annotation, molecular function: protein serine/threonine kinase activity; ATP binding.